AUGUAUAAAAAAAUUACCUUGAUUCUUUGGUUAUUGGCGACCGUAAUUCCUUUUGUAACCCUCGCUCAGAAAACUUGCGAAGAAACCUUUAAUGCGACCGAGUGUAGCGUUUGCCAAAAAACGGUAUAUGAUGAUGGCAUCUUAUCUUUUUUCACUGGUGUCACCCCUUCAUCUCAAUGUCCAGCAAGAAUUCAUUUAAGCAACGUUAUCGAUGAAGAGUACAGAAAAGCUGGUAUUGAAUUGUCCGCGUUUAACAUUUCCUACGAUUACGAACCUUUUAAGUCAUCAUUGGAUAAGUAUUGCGCACUAGAGUAUACAUGUGAUCCAUCAGAAGUUGAACAAACCUUGGAAAAGCUCAAGACGGAUUGUGCCACUGAAUUGUCGGCUCCUUUGGAUUUUAGCGCUGAUCCCAGAACGCUUGAUGUCAAUUCGUUUAUGGCUUACGGUACAUUUCUCACUUAUUAUGGUGGUAUUCCAUAUCACGAAGCCGCUUGUCUCAAGAACGAUAAAGGAGAAUCUUGUUUUAACGAAAUUUUAAAUAAUGUGAUUGAAUUCGCCAAGAAAGAAAGUAAUGGAGAUACAAACAUUGCCAUAUCUCUUGAUGGGAAGACCUUAUACCUACCCGAUGGAUCCACCAAAGAAAUUCCAAAGGAUUUGAAUUGCGGUGAAUGUUGGACUAAAAUUGCAAACAUUUACUUGACCUAUAUCGAAGCUCAUCCAAUGGAUGAGCAACUUGAAACCAAUAUUUUCGGCGGUCCUGGUCAAAUGAAAGAAGAACUUUCAGCUGCAUGCGAGGAUAGCACCGAGGAUGAGGGAGUUGAUCUUGUUGAAAUAAGAAUUGAGAAGAGAGGUUCUGGGGGCUCAACCAGGAAAAAUGGUCGUAUGCUCCAACGCUCACUCUUGAGCGCAAUUUGUGGUGCAGCAGCAGACCCAUUAUUGAAGGAUUCAGCUUUGAAUACAAUUAUUUCAUCAAAGGGUCGUAAAAGUCUUACUAAAACACAUAUUAAAGCAACAACUAGUGAAUUUGAUAUGACAUUAAAACAUGAAUUCUCGGAAAUUGAAGCAUUGUGUGGUUCAAUGGAUUUAACAAAAGAAAUUUCUGAUACGACAAAACAAUUAUAUAAAAGGUCAAUUGAGGAGAGAUUAUUGCGUGGGAAAAAUCAAUUGGCAAUUUUCUCCGCAUGCAUUUUUAUCGCAUGUAGGGUUAAAAAAGUUGCGAGAUCUUUUAGAGAAAUUUGCUUUUCAUCACAAGUUUCUAUAAAAGAUAUUGCAAGAUGUUAUAAAAUAUUAUAUCAAAAUUUGGAAUUGAAUGUUGGUCAAAUGACUUCUGAAGAUUUAAUGAUUACAUUUUCUCAGAGUUUAAAUUUACCGAGAGAUCUUCAAAUCACCGCCACAAGAUUAAGCAAGCGAACCGAUGAUUUAGGUUUACUUUCUGGUAGAAAUCAAAAUACCAUCGCUGCUGCUUGUAUUCAUUAUGCAUCUGAAAUUUCUCAUGGUGGGAUCCCUAUUGACAAUAUCGCUAAAGUUUCUGGAAUGGCUCCUGGUUCGAUCAAAUCUGUUUACCGUUUGCUUCAUGCUGAACGAGAAAGCUUUCAAGAUAUAAUUGAUAAUAGAGAAAGGGUCAUGUCGUAA
Molecule: messenger RNA, 1632 nt
Organism: Funneliformis caledonium
Lineage: Eukaryota; Fungi; Glomeromycota; Glomeromycetes; Glomerales; Glomeraceae
Source: the annotation of a GenBank genome assembly